AUGGAUAAAUGGCUGAAAACUGGAACUUUCAAACGAUCAGAAACUGAUCCAACGAUAAGGCCCAUUGAUCCCUCAACAUCAAACGAAGCCAGUACUUCUACAUCUGUUCCGGGAUCUCAGGAUUCAUCCAUCCCAAGGAAGAAACGAAAAUAUGAUGAAACAUAUUUAACAUUUGGAUUCACUUGGACAGGAAAUGAAGAUGAACCGAAUGGAUUGUUUGUUGAAUGUGAAAAAAUUGUUAGUAAUAGUAGUUUAAAUCCUGCUAAAUUAAAAAGACAUAUGGACUCCCACCAUUCUAGUUUGCGUGGUAAAAAUAUAGAAUAUUUUCAACGCAAGCGUGAUGAAUUGAAAAAGAAAAAAACUGCCUUUGCUAAAUAUAUAUACUCUGAUAAUAUGGCAUCCCUUGAAGCUUCUUUUAGAAUUAGUUACAGAAUUGCUAAAGAAGGCGAGGCAUACACUAUUGCUGAAAAAUUAAUUAAACCCUGUGUUAAAGACAUAAUAACAUGUAAGCUUGGUGCAAAAUAUGUUAAGGAAAUUAACACCAUACCUCUUUCUGAUACUACAAUCGCAAGACGGAUUAAGACAAUGUCAUCAUUUUGUGAAGAUGAAUUAAUUUCUCGUUUAAAAUCUCCUCACCAAUUUACGAUGCAAUUGGAUGAAACAACAGAUGUUGCUGGAUUGGCGAUUUUGAUAGUUUUGGUCCGUUAUGUUUGGAAUUCUACCAUUGAAGAACAUAUGCUUUUUUGCAAACCUCUAACAGAGAGAGCUACUGGUGAAAAAAAUUUCCAACUAUUACAUAAAUAUAUGGAAGACCAUAGAUUAACUUGGGAUCUAUCUUCACAUGUUUGUACAGAUGGAGCAAAAGCAUUAUUGGGCUCAAACAAAGGGGUAGUCUCACGAAUAAAAGCAAUAGCUCCACACAUGCAACAUUGUCAUUGCUGCCUUCAUCUUUAUGCACUCGUGGCAAAACGAAUACCAAAACUAUUAAAAGAUGUUUUGGAUGAAGUUGUGAAAAUUAUUAAUUUCAUUAAAUCUAAGGAAUUAAACUCAAGAUUAUUUACCUUGCUAUGUGAGGAAUUAUCUAGUAAUCAUAAAACCUUGCUUCUACAUUCAGAGGUGCGUUGGUUAUCAUCGCGAGGGAAUAUCUUGAGCCGAUUUUUUAAAUUAAAAGAUGAAGUAAGGAUGUAUUUGAAUGAACGAAAAUCUGAGUAUGCCCAAAAAUUACAUGAUCAAAACCGGUUACAAUUGGCAGCCUACCUGGCAGACAUUUUUGCAAUACUGAAUGAAAUUAAUAUCAAGGACUCACGAACAUCUUGCCAGUUAAAAGCGACUUUAAAAGAAUAUUUUCCAGGCGAAAAAAAUGCUCAUCAUGACUGGAUGAAAGGCCCGUUUAAAAAUUAUAACAAAUCUGAUGAUUUAGCAAUUAAAGAAAAAGAACAGUUAAUAGAAAUUGCUACCGAUUCUACUUUGCUGUCAAAACGUGGAGAAGAUCUACUUAAUUUUUGGCUUAACAUUGCAACAGAAUAUCCAGAAAUUUCCAAAUGGCCUACAACAAUUUUAAUGCCAUUUUCCACUACGUAUUUGUGCGAAAUAUCGUUUUCGACGUAUGUACGUACAGAAAUCGAUUAA
Messenger RNA from Zophobas morio, 1629 nucleotides. Its product is annotated as zinc finger BED domain-containing protein 5-like. The record is from RefSeq and is a predicted model, not a curated record. Bases 1 to 1629 code for a protein of 542 amino acids. Lineage: Eukaryota; Metazoa; Arthropoda; Insecta; Coleoptera; Tenebrionidae. The transcript is spliced from 2 exons.